Messenger RNA from Naumovozyma castellii, 1047 nucleotides. RefSeq names its product Rnh202p (gene RNH202). The record is from RefSeq and is a predicted model, not a curated record. Lineage: Eukaryota; Fungi; Ascomycota; Saccharomycetes; Saccharomycetales; Saccharomycetaceae. The transcript has a single exon. Bases 1 to 1047 code for a protein of 348 amino acids.
AUGACAAUUAAUCAAGAAGAGCAAAAUACACAAAAAUUAGUGAUUCUACCGAAUUCGUUAACCAAAAAUGCAAACACGUCCAUACAAGUUUUUUCAUUACCUCAUCCUUCAAAUAUCACUUCCAAACCUCGUAUUGCACUAAUUCAAGGAAUUGAUAACCAAUUAUUUCAAGUUCAUACUCAUAGUUUUGGUAGGAGCUCAGCUUAUAAUUAUCGUUCUGAUCUGGCUAAUGAAAAGUAUCAUUAUACGAAGGACUCUAAACCUGUAAAAUCCACAUUUUUGGUAAACGAGGAGCACAGAGAAGAUGGUUAUAUCUUGGAAUCCUCUGAAUUUCAGUUCACAACUAAAUAUAAUGUGGUGUUUAAUCUAAUAGGAUUUUUUUUCAAAGAUGCGAGUGAAGUGGAACAGGAGUGUGAUUACAUUAAACCUCUGGUGAAAAACGAAACCAUAAAAGUAGAUGACAAGUUUCUGCCGUUGAGAGACUACCACGAUUUACUGGUCGAUACAUAUGAUAAACAAUGGAUGAACAUCUCUUUGAAAACGCUAGAAAAUGCAUUGAGCGAAAUUAGUGAGGUCAUUGAGGAAGCUGGAGAUAAGUAUUAUAAAAUAACAAGGGAAAAAAUCACUAAUGUACUGAUUUCUAGGGUUCAGAAGAUAGUCGAAAACUUCCCAAAAAGUUUACCAAUCCCCAUUGAUUAUCCUGAUGAGAUUAAACACUGUGCGAAGGUAACGCUGGCUUGUAAUCUGUUAAUAUCUUUGAUUCCGAAGAUGGCAUAUGAAGACUUGAUUGUCUUUGAGUCUUCUGAUGAUGCUAAACUAAAUAUUUCAGGAUUGAUUUCAAAGUUCAAAAAAUAUGAGGAUGAGCAUGCAGCAGCAAUUGUCGAAAAAGAUAUACUAAUCAAUGCGGCGAUAUCUGUUGGCUUAGGCGAGAACAGUGGAAAGAGGAAUAAGGUAUCCAAGCCAGUCAUCAAGAAGAAAGAAGUGAUAAAGAAGAAGGUUGCCAUUGGUAAAGGUGCAAUUGAUGGGUUCUUCAAAAAAGGGAAAUAG